Molecule: messenger RNA, 387 nt
Organism: Paramecium sonneborni
Lineage: Eukaryota; Ciliophora; Oligohymenophorea; Peniculida; Parameciidae
Source: the annotation of a GenBank genome assembly
AUGACUUCUAUUUAAUAACAUUCUAAAGUAGAAAGAAUAUAGGAAUAAUAAAAGAAUAAUAGUUCGACAUCAUCAAGAGACUCAGACUCUUCAGACUCCUCUUACGAUUUUAUAAGGGAUUUGAACUAAAAGUCCUCUUUAAAGAGAAGUCCUGAGGAAGUAUAGGAACUUCUGUGUAGAUAUUAAGGUAUAGUUUAUAAAUAAUUUAAAAAAGGUAAACAUGGAUUAAAGUACUAGAAAAUAUCGAAUGAACAGCGAUAAAAACUAAUUAAACAAGUAANGAAUAAAAUAAAACCAUGGAUUAUUUAAAGGUCUUUAGUAAAAACUAACUUGAUCUGCAAUUAGAUCUUUGUGUAGUUUAAAAACUAUUUCAAAGUGAACAUAUGA